Molecule: messenger RNA, 4311 nt
Organism: Acanthocheilonema viteae
Lineage: Eukaryota; Metazoa; Nematoda; Chromadorea; Rhabditida; Onchocercidae
Source: the annotation of a GenBank genome assembly
AUGGAUGGAAACACUGAACAAGGACGCAAUAUUCGUGAUGAUUCUUCAAGCGUUCAUCCUAAACUGCGUGGUAAACGAAAAGCGACCGAUGAUCUCAUCGGAACGGGAGGAUCGUUGGAUUCGUCUCCCGGUUCGUCGUCUCUACUAGCCCAGCUGCAUGCAUCUUCAUCUUCAUCAUCAUCGCAACCACAACAGCAAACGUAUGGGUCAGGUCCAACGGCAACAACAUCUCAGGAAAUGACACUACAGUUCGACACUCUUGCAUUAAUGGAACAAUUGAAAAAACGCAAUCUGGGACUUGAAAUACCAACCAAUUUCACCGUGGAAUCAAUGAAUGAAACAACAGUCAAUUUGGAGGUAUGGAAAGCAAGUCGUGUGUUGGCUCGCCCACCUGAUAUUGAAGGGUAUCUGCCAGCAUGCAUUAAAGGUGUUAGAGCAAACAAAGAUGUCACCGUACAGUUUGACAAUGGUACUGAACAUGUAUUCGAAGAUGUGAUAACAUCAUUGCGUGAAUAUCCUGACAUACUCGCCGAUCAAGCACCAAGCCCUGAUUCGAUCAAUGUUGCGGACGUGGUUUGUGUGAAGUGGAAGAAUGAUGAGAACAUAUAUCGUUUAGCUGAAGUAUUGAAAAAAACGACUUGGCCCAUAAUGUUUCAGAUGCGUCUUCAUGUCGGCAUUUCAACCGAUUUUUGGUUUCAUCGUGCAAGCAUACGGUUGCUACGUCCGCCCUGGUACGAUGAGCUAAAUGCCAUGGGCAAUUACAAUAAUUCUGCCGGCAAAAGUCGUGCAACCGAAAAUGAAUCUCAAACACUACAGAAAAAGACUAGUUAUAGUGAUGCUGCAGAUUCAGAUGAUGAACCGAUGAAAGAUGAUCAGAUUGACGGUACAUCUGAUGCGAACAAUUUUUCGGGUAAAUCAACACCAAGAUCUGCGGUAGGAGCAGUUGCAACGGAGCGAAUGUCAACGCAGUUUUUUGGCCUAACACCAACUCAAACGGUUUCUGGCAGCACGACAACUUUUGAUGAAGUUCAGCAAGUGCAACAAUGUGUAGCAAGUCAAGCUGUUUCAGCAGCUUGCGUUGCUGCCGUGCAGCAGCAACAAAGAUAUAAAAAAGGUGAAAUCGUAACGACACCAGGCGGAAUUCGUAAAAAAUUUAAUGGGAAGCAAUGGAGACGGUUGUGCAGUAAAGAAGGAUGUGGAAGUUCGAUCGAUUGGUCACACGGAGAAUUCUCAGAGUUGAGUCCAGUGGAAGCUCAGGGUCGUCGGUUUGACGAAGCUGAUGUUGCUAACACUCUUUUGAAUCUUCAUAAUACGCACGGUUUCUUACCAUCCGUGAGUGUGGAACAACCGUUUUCGUCAUCAGCACCGGCACGGUUUCAUCAUAUUGUUCCACCAAAUCCUCUAGCUCCAAAGCUGAUUUCCGGUAGUGCACCACCUUUAUCACACUCGCGUACUAUAGAUGAUGCUCUCAGUGAAGUGAUCAAGAUAGAUAAGUCCAUCACUAACCAUGGUAUUUAUCACCCGAAUUUAAAGACUGUUACGGAUCGACUGCUUGAGCGAGCAUAUCCACAACCAUGUGAUCUGCUGCCUCUUAUGCCUCUUCCAAGGAAAAAGAAUUCUUCAUUGGAAUUGAAUAUUUGUGCGAAUGCAAGCAACUCAUUAUUGAUGCAACUUGCUCCUCGUUUCGACCCGUUCUCUUCAUUCAAUAUGUUAUCAGAGGUGUCAAAUAAUGCAGGCACUUCAAAAUCGGAUGAAUCAGUAUCUCCGAUGGGGGAUUUUUCAAUAAGCAAAAAGUUUUCCGAAAGUGACGAUAUAUUGGAUGAUACAAGCACUGCUGGCACGGAUACGGAAAUAGAUGAUGCAAGCGAAAAAACACAAUCUUGUAAAGGCGAUGGCUGCAAUGAUGAAAAUAUAACAGACAAUGACGAUUUUGAAGAAGACUUCAGUAGUAGUGUUCAUGAACAACUUUUUCCUGGAAGCGAAAGAAGCGGAAGUGUGACUGGAACAUUCCCUGGUGAAAGCAUUGCCGGACAUGAUGUCAUGGAUGACUAUUCGGAAGGCGAAACUGAUCAAGAAGGUGAGAGAUACUCAUCAUCGAUUCCGUGGCAUCAUUUGGUACCACAUUUACAGAAACGGAUGUUCGAAAAUUCAUUGAAAGAAUUUACGUCAACACCUGAUGAUUCAGCGCAAAAUUCGGAUCAAAAAGAAUUCGGCGAUGACCAACAAACUAGUGGAGGCGGGAAGAUGUCCGAUGGAGAUCAGGGCGGUACGGACCAGCAGUUUGAAGCUGAAGGUGACAGAUGUGAUAAUGCUACCGAUUGCACUGAUAAAGUGCAAAAUAGUAGAGUGAUCGACGACGGUGAAAACGGAAAAGAAGGCAUUGAGAAUAGUACAUUGGAAAGUGGAACUGUUCAGCAGGAACACUUUUUACGGAAACAGCAACAUGGUCUUAGCCAGUGCUACAACAAAAGUUACGGAUUUGAAAAAAGAGGUGGAAGUACAGAUGCUCAGAUUACAACACACUGUGGAUCGGAGACUUCGAAAAGCAUUUUGCUUGAUCACUUUAACUUCGAAUUCGAAGAUGAAGAAACAUUUGAAUUGGACAUAGUUGAUGAAUCAAUGUCAGCAUCAUCAAAAAAGCGUAAACUGCAGACUAUACUCAAUCCAGACAUUGGAGACAAAAAAGUUGUUCGACAACAUAUACGACGACCAAUGAACGCUUUUAUGAUUUUCUCAAAACGACAUCGACCGUUAGUACAUGAAAGGUAUCCGAAUCGAGACAAUCGAACAGUUUCGAAAAUUCUUGGCGAGUGGUGGUACGCACUGGGCCCCGAGGAAAAGCAGAAAUAUCAUGAUCUUGCCACUCAAGUGAAGGAAGCACAUUUUCGUGCUCAUCCAGAUUGGAAAUGGUGCAGUCGUGAAAGAAAGAAAACAACGAAUGGUAUUCGCUUGGAAACAGAAAUACAUAAUGCAAUGAGUGAUCUCGAUAUUUCGGAUCAAAUGGCGUCAGAAUGUAUCGAUGAGAAGUCUCUUCCUCUGUUCAGUCCAACCACACAUACAAUUCAUCAUCCGAUAUCACUGAGACCAGAAAUAGAUAUGGUUCCAGGAUCACCAUUGGUUAAUCCUGGUUGCAUUCCGCUAUCACUUAUGUCUUCUUGCAGUGAUCAACAAAGUGAUAGACAUUAUAUGGAUGUACUACGACCAAUCAUGGAUCUGAAAGCUGAUAAUGGUAGCAGCAUGCUGGCUACCGAUACAGAUCGUGUCAUGAGCAGCAGUAGUAUAAUAGAACCGCUUAUUUCAUCAUUCCAUCCCUCACCAUUUUUAUGGAAUACUGUGCUGAAUUUUCCAUCACCUUCGACCCUUCCCACUGAACAACAACAACAACGACAUCAACAGCAAAAACAACAACAGCAGCAGCACUAUCAUUAUACGUAUGGCACGUUCAAUACUGUGCACGCCUUUUGUAGCAAAGCUCACACAGCUUUUAAUUCGCUGAUGGGUUUUUCGACGGCUGAUCGGCUGCAUUUAAAUGAAAAUACUGCAGUGGAACCAACAGCGUCAUUGUUUCCACUUCCGGUAUCGAUAUCAUCUGAAAACGGUUUUUUAAUUCCACUGAUUUUGUCUCAUGAAUCAGGCAUGCAAAAUGGAUCUGUUUUGAUUUCAUACAAUGAGGAACCUGAUCGUAUUGCCAGCUUGAAAACAGACAAUAGCUUCAGAAAUCAGAUCGAGUCGGGAAAAUUCACUUUUCCCAAGAAAGCUGAACAGCAGAUACCAUUUGCACCUCAGGUUGUCCCUCAUCUUCGUGAUGAUGUUAUCGAUAGCGGUCAGCACAAUAUUAACGUGAUGAGUUCAAGAAGUUCAGCUUUCCAGGUUACGGUUAUGAAAUCUACAAAGGUAGAACAAAAAGCGAUGGAUGGUAAUCAUUUAAAAAGUUUUUCUGUGGAAUUCACGCAACCAUCAGAGAUCUCUUCCUCCCUUCCACGUGACUCAUUGACUAUUGUUCCCUGUACAAAAGAUAAUCUGGAUACUUUUGUGCUGAUGCCAACUCCAGCUCAAAGAGGCAUAGCAAAAGGACAAUUGCGAAGUAUGAAAGUUGAAUCUGGAGAAGCAAGUGAAGUGGAAAAGCCGUAUGAGACAGUUCAGAAAUCAGGGCUUGAGAAAGAUUAUAAGGAAUUGAACGAAGCAGUAGACGUUGUUGAUGUUUCUACAGUAUCAAACAGAUUAUCGAGUAAUAGUGAAAUAGAAUUAAGAAGUCCGACUAAGAAACUUUUUAAGCGGAACGAUGAGAGCAUGGACAGGUUAGUCCGAUGA